Messenger RNA from Rotaria sordida, 666 nucleotides. The record is from the annotation of a GenBank genome assembly. NCBI's taxonomy places the organism in Eukaryota, Metazoa, Rotifera, Eurotatoria, Philodinida, Philodinidae.
AUGUGGUUUUUAUUUAAUGAAACAGGAAAAGAUUUAAUUAUCGAUUAUUUAAAUGAUCUUGAAAAGUUUGAUGGAAAUAUAUCAUCGACAUCAAUAAAUUUAAAACAAAAUGAAUCUAUUCGAUUAUUUGUUGAAUGUCAAUUAUCUGUUAAAAUUGGAGAUAUUGUUAAAACUAUUAAUUUAAAUCGAACAUGUAAACGUGUUUAUGAUUUAAGUGUAUCAACAGAUCAAAAUCGGCCAAUACAAAUGCUUUGUGAUAUUCAAAUAAGAAAUGAUUGUCGACAUGUUAUUUUUAGGUCACUCGUUAAAAUUUACAAUAAUACUACUAUACCUUUAAGUAUAAUAAACUUUGAUUCAGUUGGUACAAUACAAAAUCAAAAAAUUGCAACAAUCGAAUUCACCAAUAUAUAUAUUGCUGCUCAUGAAGGUGGAACUAAUACAGAAAUCAAUAAUUGUUGUUCAAUUGAUUGGGAAAAUCAAUCAACAAUGGAAAGAACAUUGAAAUUAAAAAACGGAAUUGAAGCACAUCUUACGAUUAUUACAGAAUUAAAUGAUGCUUAUAUAGAAAAUACUGAUCAACUUGAUCGUGCUUGUUUUGAUCUUUAUAUCACAACCACAGAGCCACCCACUUCCAAGAAGAUCUCAUGUUCGAUCAUUGUCAUAUGA